Molecule: messenger RNA, 1887 nt
Organism: Camponotus floridanus (Florida carpenter ant)
Lineage: Eukaryota; Metazoa; Arthropoda; Insecta; Hymenoptera; Formicidae
Exons: 7
Coding region: 421-1722 (433 amino acids)
Source: RefSeq, a predicted model, not a curated record
ACUCGACACGGUCAGUCGCGGCCGAGCCGCGCCGCGCGAGGAGCUCCGAUGUGACGUUUCUCUCCUCGUCGGUUUGCGAAUCAACUUGCCCGCCUGAGAAGCGUCGCACGAUUGCGCUUAUCCCUGAUCGUUGUGACUUUCGACUUGAAAAUGAGAAAAUUGACGUGAAAUUCCUCGGCCGCCGUCUGUCCGUCAUCUCGUAGCCGCGUCAUCGGAGCGGUUCUCCAAGCGCGCCGGUCCCUCGAGAGGCACCAUCGGCCGCUGGUCGCGUACGCCGCUCCUGGUUUGACGGGGCCAAGGACGCUCCGUUAAACACAGCGACGCAGGUGGAAGACGGCACAGACGGCUGUCAAAUCGUGGGAGGAACGGGACGGUCCAGGAAGGAAGGCUAACAAUAAGACGAGGCCACUUAAUUUGGCCAUGGCAAGUCUCGCGAGCAGCUCGUCGUCGGCGGGCUUAACAAGGGCCCCGACGAUGCUGGAGCAGUUACUCGAGGAGAUAAAUUUCCAGAGAACGAAGGAGCUUAGGCAGAUGCUCAAGGAUGAUUCCGGAUUCGUCGUAUUGCAAGGCACAACUUACUGGACGGAUCUAUUCGUUCGGCACUUCCUAUUUCAAGCGGAGCACGCUAUCGACGGCGACGAUCUGCUUUUCUUCGUUCGCAAAAAACAUGUAAAAACCUCGUCGAGAUAUCUGCCCAAGUUCGAGACUGAGGUCGACGUAUUUCGUAAGGACAGCAAAAAACUGCCGAUCGGCGAUCCCGACAUUGAUUGGGAAGAAACCGUGUACCUGAAUCUUGUCGUACAUCAGUUCGACUACACACUUACCUUGGCGAUUUGCACGAGAACAAGCCCCAAAGAACUGCAAGUAUUGCGAAGGCAUUCUCAGAAAGUAUACGCCAGUCCAAGUCGACGACGUAUGGAUGCCAAAGGCGAUCUCGAGGAAAUGACAUACCCGCAUAUAUGUUUCAUGGUGGACAAUUUCGAUGAAGUUUUCUGUGAUAUUUUAGUCAGGGACGGGGAGAUGGUGUGCGUGGAGCUAGUCGCUUCCGAUCGAGAGGGUGCCAUUCAGGGUGUUAUUUUUCUCGGCUCCAUCAGAUAUGACGCUUUAAAAAAAGUUUACGAUGCGAGGUCGAGCUUGAGUACCAAAAUGGCGCAGCGAAUGACCUUCGGCCUCUUCUCCGGCGCGGCCUCGCAAAGAAUAGAAUUCGUGCGAAUGAAGGGACCACGUGGCAAAGGACAUGCGGAGAUGGCAGUUACGAAACCGAAGGGUUCCGGUGCAGAAACGCCAACGUCGGAACCGGGUUAUUGCGCGACAGAUUUAUGGGACGCCGACUGGGAUGACGCCGAGGAGCUCUUCAUGUAUCGCCAUCAACGAAGAUUGUCCGAUCCCAGCGCGAAUCUCAAUAACUUUGUGCGCGGCGGUUGGAGAACGAAACCGGACACGGUGGCCACGAAGGCGAGAUCGGAGAACGAGGGUCUCGAUUCUAUGGCGAACGGUCUCAACGAGAUCGAAGCCGGUGACGUUCGAGAUGAGUUGGACGACGGAGCGUAUAAUCCACUCUGGACGAUGCGAGGGUUUACUCAAACCUUCCAUUUCUGGAAAGAGACGAAAAGAGCGCAAUCCGUACCUCUAAAUGCUUUUUUGACAUACAUUACAUUGCCAUGGUGGAGCAUAGCCAAAGAUAUUUUGGAUCACCGGGAAGGACCUAUCUUAACAUUCUAGCCAACAAUAUAAUAUAUUUUACGUCUAAUUUCAACACUUUCCUUUUUUUACUUUGUACGUAUGUUGUCGUAAGAUUGUGGCCCAAGGAAUAAUAUAUGAUGUAUAGUUUAAGUAAUAAAUGAAAAAUAUAUUAUUUACACACACAAAUUCACAAAUAUCACGUUA